ACUGGAUCACAGAUUCUGGUGGAUUGACACACUCUUUUUUUCCAUUUCAAAGGCAGAUCGGGGGCGGUGCCGAGAAAAAUUUCCUUACUAGAUGACAUUUCAUCGCAAUGUCCGAUCGUUUGGGGCAAAUAACCAAGGGCAAGGAUGGGAAAAGCAAGUAUUCGACUCUCAGCCUGUUUGAUAAGUAUAAAGGAAAAUCAGUAGACACAGUCAGAUCCUCAGUUAUUCCUAGACAUGGCCUACAGAGUCUUGGGAAAGUUGCCACAGCCCGGCGUAUGCCACCACCUGCAAACCUGCCAAGCUUGAAGUCUGAGAACAAAGGAAACGACCCCAACAUCGUUAUUGUACCCAAGGACGGAACGGGAUGGGCAAACAAGCAGGAUCAGCAAGACCCAAAGAGUUCCAGUGCGACGGCCUCUCAGCCGCCGGAGUCGCUGCCGCAGCCGGGUUUGCAGAAAUCUGUCUCCAAUUUACAGAAACCGACACCGUCGAUCAGUCAGGAGAAUACACAUUCAGUGCCAGGUGGACCAAAGUCAUGGGCACAGCUGAAUGGAAAGCCAGUAGGACACGAAGGUGGUUCAAGGGCCUCAAGCCGACUGUUAUCCUUCUCUCCCGAGGAAUUUCCGACGCUGAGAGCAGCUGGAGGGCAGGACAAGGCUGGCAAGGAAAAGGGCGUCUCAGAUCUGUCGUAUGGGCCAGGACCAAGCCUCCGCCCUCAGAAUGUGACAAGCUGGAGGGAGGGCGGUGGGCGAAACAUAAUUUCUGCCACGUCUCUGAGCGCCUCCCCAACUGAGCUGGGCAGCAGGAACUCGAGUGCGGGAGAUGGAGCCCCCUCCUCGGCAUGCACCAGCGAUUCUAAGGACCCCUCUCUCCGCCCGGCUCAGCCUGUCCGCAAAGGGGCUUCACAGUUCAUGGGAAAUGCAUACCACCCACCUACAUACCAUGACAUGCUUCCUGCUUUUAUGUGCUCGCCUCAGUCGUCAGAGAACCAGGGCCCAGUGGAACGAGGGUCUUUUCCCCUCCCCCAGCUCCGCCUGGAACCCCGUGUUCCUUUCAGGCAGUUCCAGAUGAAUGACCAGGACGGAAAAGAAAACAGGCUGGGAACGUCUCGCCCACCGCGCCCACUCCGACAGCUGGUGGAGCGGGCUCCUCGGCCCACCAUCAUCAAUGCAGAAAACCUCAAGGGCCUCGAUGACCUGGACACCGAUGCCGACGAUGGCUGGGCAGGCCUCCAUGAGGAAGUGGACUAUUCUGAGAAGUUGAAGUUCAGUGAUGACGAAGAGGAGGAAGACACUGUGAAGGAUGGCAGGCCGCAGUGGAGCAGCUGGGACCCGAGAAGGCAGCGGCAGCUGUCACUGAGUUCUGCAGACAGUGCCGAUGCCAAGCGUGCGCACGAGGAAGGAAAGGACUGGUGUGAGGCAGCAGGCACGGUCCGGGUCGUCCGGAAGGUGCCGGAACCUCAGCCGCCUUCCAGGAAGCUUCACAGCUGGACGUCAGGCCCUGACUGCCAGAAGUCCUCAGUGGGCAGCAUGUUCCGCCAACAGUCUGUUGAGGACAAAGAGGACAAGCCACCCCCGCGGCAGAAGUUCAUCCAGUCAGAGAUGUCCGAAGCCGUGGAACGUGCCCGCAAGCGCCGGGAGGAGGAGGAGCGCCGCGCUCGGGAAGAGAGGUUGGCUGCCUGUGCUGCCAAACUCAAACAGCUGGACCAAAAGUGCAAGCAGGCUCAGAAGGCCAGCGAGGCCCAGAAGCAGGUGGAGAAGGAAGUGCCCCGGUCUCCAGGCACCGAGAAGGUGCCCCCACAGGAGAACGGCCCUGCUGUCCGCAAAGGCUCCCCCGAGUUCUCUGCCCAGGAAGUCCCCAACACGUUUUCAGAAGAGGCCCCCGCAGCUCCUGCUGCUGUGGCUCAGAGUGGCAGUGAGGAGGGACCCAGGGAGGCUGGGUCCCCUGCACAGGAGUUCAGCAAGUAUCAGAAGUCACUUCCUCCCAGGUUCCAGCGCCAGCAGCAGCAGCAGCAGCAGCAGCAGCAGCAGCAGCAGGAGCAACUGUACAAGAUGCAGCAUUGGCCACAGGUGUACCCUCCGCCCUCCCACCCACAGCGCGCCUUCUACGCGCACCAUCCUCAGAUGCUGGGCUUCGAUCCCAGGUGGAUGAUGAUGCCUUCCUACAUGGACCCACGGAUCACACCCGCUCGGACCCCAGUGGAUUUCUACCCCUCAGCCCUGCACCCCUCAGGACUGAUGAAGCCCAUGGUGCCCCAGGACUCUGGCAGUGGGACCGGCUGUCGCUCUGAAGAUCAGAGCCGUGUCCCUCCACUGCAGGAAAGAAAAGUGACCGCCAUCGACCCCGCCCCCGUGUGGAGCCCCGAGGGCUACAUGGCCCUGCAGAGCAAGAGCUACUCCCUGCCGCACCCGAAGUCCAGCGACGCUUUGGCCGUGGACAUGCACGUCAGGAAUGAAAGCUCUUACUCUGCCUCACCCGGAAGGGCAGGGGCCAUAAGUGCCCAGCGCGAUCUCCUUGAGGAGAGAGUGGAGGAGUACUUGAGUGCUUUUGACAAGAAGGCCCGAGCAGACUUUGACAGCUGUGUCUCUUCUCAAAGAAUAGGCCAGGAGCUUUUGUUUCCACCCCAGGAAAAUGUACAGGAAGCAGGUGCUCCUGGGGGUCACGCCCCAAACCUCAGGUGUUCCCCGUUGGAGCCCGACUUUGCCCCAGCUGAGAAAAAGCCAGAGUAUAGAAAUUGGGACGUUAGCCAGCAGCCCAAGGCCGCUGACACAGCCAACAGUGUGGAAAAGGAUACGCCUCGGGGGGAGCCCCCCUUUACCAUCUCCUCCUGGGAGAAGGAAGGAAGCCCCCACAAACAGCCGUCCCUGGAGCCUGAGUGGAAUCCUGAGCCCCGGGGCACCAGCAGCCAGCCCCCGGAGCAGACCGGCAGGACCCGGAGGUCGGGGCCCGUCCGGAAGCCCGUGCUGAAAGCCCUCAAGGUGGAGGACAAGGAGAAGGAGCUGGAGAAGAGUCGGCAGGAGCUGGGGGAGGAGAGCGCUCGCCGGGCCAAGGAGGAGGUGCCGAGCCACCAGGCCAUCAAGGACGAGGACGAGGAGAACGACCCCAUGCGGGCCAACUCCUCUGCCUCUUCAGCUCAGGGCGUAGCCCAGGCUCGUUCAGGCUGCUCAGCCAGCAAGUCCGAAGAGGACGAGAAGCCCGACAGGGCCUGGGAGACCAGAUCCUCCCGGGAGCCCAGCGACACCCCCCCGACCAAGAGGAAUAACUGGAUCUUCAUUGACGAGGAGCAAGCUUUUGGGGGCCGAGGGCAGCCCCGGAGCCGCGGCCGUGGGUUCCGAGAAUUCUCUUUCCGUGGCCGGUGUGCAGGCGGCAGUGGUCCUGGCAUCUGUGGCGGGGGGGUCCUUGGGGCGCGGGGCAUCUACACCAACAGCCAGAGAAGUGGCCGUGGCCGGGGCCUGCGAGAGUUUGGUCAGCCCGAGGACUUCCCCAGAGCCAAGCCCCGGCGCCGCAUCGCCAGCGAGACCCACAGCGAGGGCUCCGAGUACGAAGAGCUUCCCAAGCGGCGGCGGCAGAGAGGCUCAGACAGUGGCCACGAAGGCUCGCUCCUGGACAGGGAGGAGGGCGCCUUGAAGAAAGGUGACUUCAAAGACUCCUGGCGGUCCAACAAGAUGUCCUCUGACGACCACAGCGGUCUAGAGGCGAAGAGCAGAGGCCUGCGGGCCUUCGGGCGAGCCCUCCCUCCCCGGCUGAGCAACUGCGGCUACGGGCGGAGAACCUUCGUGUCCAGAGAGCCAGCCCACUGGCAGAGCAAGGGUCCUGGCACCUGCUGGCAGGACCACGGCUCCCCCGACGCCUGCGGCUCCCAGCGACCCACGGACAGAGACCACGUCCCGGAGGCCUACAGGCCUUCUGACUCCUUCGGUGCCAGGGGCUUCGAGGACAGCCGCCCGGAGGAGAAGAGGGCCUUCUUCCAGGACGACCACGUGGCAGACUCCGACAACGCGGAGAGCCGGCCCUUCAGGAGAAGGCGCCCCCCGCGCCAGGACAAGCCCCCUCGCUUCCGGCGCCUCCGGCAGGAGCGGGAGUCCUUGGGCCUGUGGGGGCCCGAGGAGGAGCCCCAGCUGCUGGCGGGCCAGUGGCCAGCCAGGCCCAAACUCUGUCCUGGGGACAAGAGCGGUGCUGCGGGCCGCAGGUCCCCCGAGCUCUCCUGCCAGAACUCCUCCGACCACGCCAACGAGGAGUGGGAGACGGCCUCCGAGAGCAGCGACUUCAGCGAGCGGCAUGAGCGGCGCGGCGGCCCCACGGCCGAGGCCCGCUCCCAGGCGGACGGCAGCCUGCCUGGGACCAGCAUGGGGGAGAAGAAGGAGUUGGCCAAGAGGAGCUUCUCCAGUCAGAGGCCCCUGGUGGACAGACAGAGCCGAAAGCUGGAGCCGGGAGGGUCCGGGGAGAAGUGUGCUAGGCCCGGAGGUGGCGGCACCUCUCCCCGCGAUGAGGACCUGCAGAGUGGGACGCCCGUGAGAGCCAGAAGGCCCCCGGACGAGGCCUUGCCAGGGGCAGGCGGUCUCGGCUGCAGCAGUGGGAGCAGCCACUACACCCUGGAGCGGGCAGCCCGCGCCACCGCCGGCACCCCCGACGCCGCCUGCGAGGAGGCCGCGGAGGCCACGCUGGCUGUUCAGAGGGCGGGUGAGCAGGCGGAGGCCGCGGAGCAGCUUGGCCUGGACUAUGGAAAUUCCAUCAUUGAGAACUGCGGGUCCAGCCCCGGGGAGGAGACUGAGGUGGGCUCCAUGGUGGGUGAAGGCUUCAUCGAGGUCCUGACCAAGAAGCAGCGCCGCCUGCUGGAAGAAGAGAGGAGGAAGAAGGAGCAAGCUGUGCAGGUGCCUGUCAAAGGUCGAGGUCUUUCCUCCCGUAUUCCUCCUCGGUUUGCGAAAAAGCAGAACAACUUGUGCCUGGAGCAAGGCGAUGUGCCUGUGCCAGGCAGCAGCCUGGGCACCGAAAUCUGGGAGAGCAGCAGCCAGGCCCUCCCCGUUCAGGCCUCGACUGGCGACUCCUGGACUAAAGCCGCCACUGCCUUCAACAGCACCGAGCCUGGCUCUGCUGAGCAGGGCUUUAAGAGCAGCCAGGGGGACAGCGGUGUUGACCUGAGCGCUGAGUCUCGAGAGUCGUCUGCAACCUCCUCUCAGCGCAGCUCGCCGUACGGCACUCUGAAACCAGAGGAGGUGAGCGGGGCUGGCCUGGAGCCCAAGGCUGAAGGCCACAAGGAGCAGGCUCAGAAGCAACCUGAGCCAAAGGAUCCGGAACAGGGCUCAGGACAGAGCAAGGAGCACCGACCAGGACCCAUCGGCAACGAGCGUUCUCUGAAAAACAGAAAGGGUUCAGAGGGGGCUGAGCGGCUGCCUGGGGCUGUCGUCCCACCUGUUAACGGGGUAGAGAUCCACAUGGACUCCGUGCUCCCGGUACCGCCCAUCGAAUUUGGAGUCAGUCCAAAAGACUCUGACUUCAGCUUGCCGCCAGGUUCUGCCUCUGGUCCGGCAGGGAAUCCGGUUGUCAAGCUUCAGGAUGCCUUGGCCAGUAACGCCGGGUUGACACAGAGUAUUCCGAUUCUGCGGCGUGACCAUCACAUCCAGAGGGCCGUCGGCCUCUCCCAGAUGUCCUUCCCCACUGCAGACCUCACUCUGAAGAUGGAGUCUGCGCGGAAGGCUUGGGAAAACUCGCCCAGUUUGCCAGAGCAGAACUCUCCGGGCGGUGCUGGCUCAGGCAUCCAGCCCCCAUCCUCGGUGGGAGCCUCCAGCGGGGUCAACUACAGCUCCUUUGGCGGAGUUUCCAUGCCGCCCAUGCCCGUGGCCUCUGUAGCACCAUCUGCUUCUCUUCCAGGCAACCACCUGCCACCUCUCUACCUGGAUGGCCAUGUGUUUGCAAGUCAGCCCCGGCUGGUUCCUCAAACGAUACCUCAGCAGCAGAGUUACCAACAGGCUGCCGCUGCCCAGCAGAUCCCGAUUUCCCUUCACACGUCUCUGCAGGCUCCAGCCCAGCUGGGACUGAGGGGCGGACUCCCAGCCUCCCAGUCACAGGAGAUCUUCAGCUCCUUGCAGCCCUUCAGAUCUCAGGUGUACAUGCACCCCAGCCUGUCACCACCCAGCACCAUGAUCCUUUCUGGAGGCACAGCCUUGAAGCCUCCGUACUCGGCAUUCCCCGGCAUGCAGCCUUUGGAGAUGGUGAAGCCGCAGUCCGGCUCCCCCUACCAGCCCCUGAGCGGAAACCAAACCCUGGUCUACGAGAGCCAGCUCAGCCAGGCUGCCGGUCUGGGUGCCUCCCAGAUGUUGGACUCUCAGCUCCCACAGCAGCUGACAAUGCCACUGCCUGGCUCGCAGCUGCCUCUGCCGCGGUACGGCUCCGGGCAGCAGCCCCUGAUCCUGCCGCAGUCCAUCCAGCUGCCUCAGGGGCAGAGCCUCUCUGUCGGGGCCCCCCGCAGGAUUCUUCCGCCCGGGUCCCAGCCUUCGGUCCUUAACACCAGCAGAGAGUCCUCUCAGAUGGAGAUGAAGGGCUUCCACUUUGCCGACAGUAAACAGAACGUUCCCUCAGGAGGCUCCAUGCAGUCACCACAGACCUACAGGCCUAGCUCUGCUAGCCCCAGUGGGAAGCCCUCUGGAUCAGCAGUUAACAUGGGCUCUGUGCAGGGACACUACGUUCAUCAGGCAAAGCCACGAGUGGAUGAAAAAUCCAGCCUGGGAGCCGUGAAACUGCAGGAGGCCCCUUCAGCCGCCUCCCAGAUGAAGCGAACUGGAGCAGUCAAACCUCGGGCAGUGCGAGUGGAGGAGAGCAAGGCCUGAAGGUGCCCGGCCGGCCUCGCCUGAGGACAGUGCUGCCCCUCGCCCUGCACCGCCAUGGCCGGGAGUCUCGGCAGCUUCUCCGUCCGACCGCCUGGCCCUGGCGGAGAGCCGUCCCUUCUCUCCUCCACUCCUGAAAGCGCUGAUGCCUAGCCAGCUUGCACCGUGGACAUGUGGCAUUGACCUGCUUGCUUUAAUACAGACAGCAGAGGACCCUUCCCGGCUCCUCCUCACCCGCGGGCUGUGAGCCUCCGUCCAGCUCGCCCCGUGCAGAGCAGCCCGAGCGGGCGCUUUUCUCAGUGCUUGCUUCCCUCGCGGCCCGCGCAGCCCACGCGGCCGGCAGCAGGCUUCUUUCAGCUCGCAGCUUCCUGUUCUAAAAAGCAGCUGAGGUUUUUACAAAGGAGAAAGGAAAACAAAACACAAGCUAUGUCUGUGUAGCUGAACUUUGUGUCCUUCGCCAGCCUCUCCCUGACCCCUCUCGUGUUCGGGUAGUUCCCUUCCCCCCUGUUCAAUCUGAUCAUCACUGCGACCCUCCCUCCUGCUGCCUCUCAGUUGGUUAACCUUUGAGGUUACUAAGACACCGUUAUGAGCGCCCGUGCCCAGCUGCGGGCUGGGGAAGCAGUUGGUCCCAGCCCUGGCCUGGAGGCUUACGGGCAGCCCAUUGAGGUUGACGACGUUUUUAGCAUAAGAAUUACCCAGAAUUUCUGUCCUGGACUCUUCUAAAGCCAGUGGUUAUGUUGCCCGCUGGCCCCUGAGGCAAAUCAUGGAAAUACCAAGUCACUGGUGUUUUCCAGUUUGGCCUGGUCGUGUGAGCAGACAGCACCACAGGCUCCCUCUGCGUCUCUGCUCGUGGGGCUCCGGCACCCGCAGGGCUGCUGUUUCACACACACUCCCUUUCCUAGAAGCCUUCCAUGAUACGCCCUUCUCCUCACCCCUUCCCGUCUGGAUUCUCCUGUCCCUCCACCUACACAGCUCAUGACCAGAAACCAUGAGUCCCUCCCCAGACAGCCAUGUGCUUGAGUCUGCAGCAGGGCCUGUGGUCUGGAAGGCUGCUGGGGGGCUUCCUGUUUCUCCUUUUUUUCUCUCCCAUUAGCAGACCCAGAUCAUUGGGCAUCGCUUGUCCAGCCGGCCAGGGCAGGGUCCAAGGGGAGGCUGUGUUGCAGGGCUGACCGUGGUUCUAAAGCAGCCCGGGCAGCCUUGUCGCAGAGCUGCCUCUAGCAAAAUGUCCAUGUGAGCCAUUUUACACUGUUUUGUUUUUUAAAUGAGAACUAGAGUCAUCCCAGAUUCUGUCAUUCCAAGGAAGGGGCACAGGAACGUUCAAGUUUUGUACGUACCCUUCAGGGAACUAAUCAGCCCUCUACCGAGAGGGGGUGCUGCCACUGGUUCCAGGGAGCAGGAGUGGUAGUGGGCGGGGACGUCGGCCCUCAGUGUCACCACGGUUGUGUGCCAGCCGCUCAGGCUGUGUCUCAGUGUGGAACACGGCAAAGGCGCCUUGGGCCUUCUGAGUGACUCGAUGUUGCUGUUCACCGCUUUAGGGAUGUGGGCAGACAGGCCCCCAUCUGAGGUCGAGAGGGCUAGUUUCCUUGGAAGAUGCUCGCUCUGCAGCUUUAAGCACCCCCUUCUUGCCUCCACCCUCUGUCCUCUUCACUGGCUUCUUUUUUUUUUUUUCAUCCCCCGAAUCUUGACUCAAGUCCUUUCUGCACUCGCCUGCCCCUGUGCUCAUCUGCCCGGCCCCCUCCUCCCCCAGAGAGGGGCCAACUGCCCUCUGCCUGCAGCUCCGCUCCCAGCUGCCCCCAUCGCCAGCCGCCCCUGCAGGCCACACGCUCGCCGCUGCCUGUCACCCGGAAACCUGGCCAGACAGAGCCUCACACCUGGUUCCAGUGCGCACUGUUUGUCUAAAGGGAAACUGAUCUCAUUGUGAAAGUCAACAACAGUCCUGGGUGCUGUUACAACUCAAGAUGUGUCCUUCAGGCGUCCUGCCAGUGACAGUGACAGUACUCGUGCUUGAGAAACAAGAACAAAGGAGCCCCUGUUCUCCAGCCCUUUUCUCUGCCCUGUAUCCGCCCCUCCAAUAAAAACAGAAAACACUAGAAUUUAUUUAUAUGUAUUGAUGUUGUAGGUCUAGGUGAAGAAAAGUAAAUGUUUCACUGCUCUAUUUAUAUAUCAUGUCUGACGUGUUCUGUGCAGGAAAGGCCCGGAAAUUGCAUGUGAACUUCAGUGCUUUCACCGUCUCCGUGUGCCCCGCUGCAGGCGCCUUCCACCGGGACACAUGUUCAACGGACUCGGGGCGGACGGCGGCCUUGCCUGCCGCACCCCUCCCUUCCUUGGUCUGAUUAAAUGCAAUCUUUAGUGCAGAGAUGUUUAAGGUGCAGUCUUUUCCUUUCUCGUGUUUUAGAGCCAAGCUCAAGGUCGUAGGACAUUGGGUCUUAUUUUGGUUCCAGACGACAUCCCCCCUCCCCCCCUUUCAGAGAGCAAAUUCAUACAGAGGACUCUGCCAGGAUGUCUUGGGCCCUUUGGCGAGAACAGUUGAAAACCCGAACUUACCUUUUCUGCUGCUGAGAUGCGGUGGUAUCAGAGGCCUCUCAUGCACCUUUGCCUGCUAAAGUCGCCCUCCUGAUGCUGGCAGUUUUGCCCCAGCUAUUGAUGGUGCAGCCCACUGCUUGGCACCCAGGGGCCUGAUGUGGUGUCUGUACAGCAUCGACGACUCAGUGGAGUGAAAUUCCAGCAUGUGGGGUUGUGUGUCCGAGGUGUCGUCCACCCACUGAAGAUUUCUCUGCCAGCUGUAUUUGGUCUGGUUUUCUUUAUUGUUUCCCCCCUUUUUAUCCAUACUAUUGUUUUCAAACUUGGAAUUCAUAUACUUUGGGCUCUAGUUCCUUUAGGGGGAAAACAAGGAAUAACUGUUACACAUUCAGAAAAAUCAGUUUGUCUACUUCCAAAGCUGUGGUCAUUCCAGCCACUUCUAGGCAUACUGGGGUAUCUUGUCAUUAAGUACUGGCAACUGUUCUCCCAGCCCUCACCCUCCUGUCUUCGGGGUCUGCCUUCUGGAUGGGGGUGAGGUCUGUGACUGAUGCUCAGAGCCAAGGAGGCUGAGGGUGCACGUGCGUGUUCCGAACUGGCCCAUUGUGUGGCAAGCUGGUGCAGCUCCUCCUGCUGAUCGGUUCCCCUCCACCAAGUAGUUGCACGUUGCCUCUUGUACUUGUCCUUUUCACCUGCAGAGCAAGCCUGGGUUGGAAGGUCUGUUGAAAAUGGCCUUCGGCAACCAAGGAUACUCAAGUGUUUGUGCUUUGUCGUGUUCUGUGAUGAGUGGGAAAUGCAGACUUCUGAAAACCAGCCCCUCCUGUUUUAGAACGUGAGAGGGACCUAAGACUAAUAGAUCACCCAGGACAGGAAUGGCUCCGUGUUGGGGUCAGACACCAUUGGUCCCCCAGUGACACUCUCCACCCGGACCACCAUUGUGUAUUUGGCGAGUGAUCUCCUGCUCACUGUCUCCCGCCCCAGUUGGGUGGCCUGUCUUCAGCAUGCUACAGAGCCUCCAAGUGGAAACUGCUAGGAAGGCUCUGUGUGGAUGACUUUCUUCCAUUGUUUAAAGGGGAUACUGUACUGUAAGCUUUGGACCUCAUGCCUUGCAUAGUGAAAAGGGUUUGGGGGUUUUGUGUUGUUCUUGAAAGGGUUGUUUUUGUUUCCUUUUGUUUUCAUUUUGGCUUUUCCUCUUUGUCUUUUCAUGUAGACCAGAUAUUUGAAAGGGCAGACGAUGGCUAAAGGUGUAAUGUGCAGCUUGUUCAUACAUUGUUUGGGGAAGCUUUUACCUUGGUGGGAAAUGGAAUCAUGGGUUCACCAGGCCAUGGUGGCACACUCGCCCUUUGCCCUGUCCCUUCGGAUCAGUACCUAUUGUUUCUCCUUUCAAAUAUGUGAUUGUACUAACUCUUUCCAUGUGAAAGAAUUCUCCUUAUUUAAAUAAAAAAAGU
Messenger RNA from Molossus molossus (Pallas's mastiff bat), 10786 nucleotides. RefSeq names its product proline rich coiled-coil 2B (gene PRRC2B). The coding region runs from base 108 to 6824 and encodes 2238 amino acids. The record is from RefSeq and is a predicted model, not a curated record. Lineage: Eukaryota; Metazoa; Chordata; Mammalia; Chiroptera; Molossidae. The transcript has 31 exons. Gene Ontology annotation, biological process: cell differentiation.